Molecule: messenger RNA, 738 nt
Organism: Adineta steineri
Lineage: Eukaryota; Metazoa; Rotifera; Eurotatoria; Adinetida; Adinetidae
Source: the annotation of a GenBank genome assembly
AUGACAGCUUACUUCGGAAUAUUUAAAGAGCCUCGUGGCCUUAUUCGGCUGCUUCAAUUUAUUUUUGCUAUAUUUGCUUUUGCUACGGCAUGCAAUGGUAGUUCUUCAUUAUAUAUUAAUAAUACUAGUGGCCAACAAUUAGCAACAGCUGAUUGGUCUUAUCCUUAUAAUUUAAAAAAUACCCCAAUCUCAUAUGCAAAUAAUACCGAUUCUGGACAAAGUUUAUCAAGUUCAAAUGAUAUUAAAUCAUCAGCAGAAUUUUUUGUUUUUACUGGUGUUACAUCAAUGUUAUUAUCUUUUGCAUUCGCAAUACUUUAUGUUAUUAUGGAUCGUCAAUAUCGUAAUGAUGAACGUUUUCCUAUAGUUGAUUUAUUUAUCACUGUAAUCUGGACAAUUUUUUGGAUUGCUGGUAGUUCAGCAUGGGCACAAGGUGUAUCAAAUAUUCGUUCACAAACUUCAUGGAGCAAUGCAGCCAAACUUUUACCAGAUUGUUCUCCUAAUAAUGCAAAUUGUCCAAGUGGUUCAUCUGGUACUUAUGCCAAUGUAAUUGUAUCAGUUAUAUUUGGCUUUUUAAAUUUUUUUCUUUGGGCUAGUUGUAUUUGGUUUGUUUAUAAAGAAACAAAAUUCUUUAAAAGUCGUACAGCUCAACAACAACCACAACAAAAUAAUUUCUCAAAUAUUGGUCCGUCAGGCAUGCAUCAACCAUCUAAUACACAAAUGCCCGGCAGUAUGGGAUAA